Messenger RNA from Acyrthosiphon pisum (pea aphid), 2886 nucleotides. Its product is annotated as eye-specific diacylglycerol kinase. Gene Ontology annotation, biological process: signal transduction. Gene Ontology annotation, molecular function: ATP-dependent diacylglycerol kinase activity. NCBI's taxonomy places the organism in Eukaryota, Metazoa, Arthropoda, Insecta, Hemiptera, Aphididae. The record is from RefSeq and is a predicted model, not a curated record. Gene Ontology annotation, cellular component: plasma membrane. The coding region runs from base 188 to 1888 and encodes 566 amino acids. The transcript is spliced from 7 exons.
AAUAAUAAUAAUAAAAAUAAAAAUAAUAAUAAUACAUAAUAUUAUAGUAAUAAAAAAAAAUCUUAGUUUUUUUCGAAGAAAAAAAACGAAAUCGGAUUUAACGACGUCGUAAAUAUGGAAACGCCGACCACAUUUUGAGACAACCGCUCCCCGGACAAAAGGCGCCACGGCAAACCUAACAUCGGUCAUGGACCGUCUGCGAUCGACGUUCAAGCGGUCGCGGACGCCGACGGGCGCAGAGAUGAAGACGCAGACCAGCCUCGAGGUACCCAAGCAGGUGCGGUCGGUGUCGUUCGACGAGAUCAAGCUGGGGUGCGCCAAGCGGGACGAAGACGCGCGCAAAGAGCGGACGUCGGCCGGCGGUGGCCACGCGGCGGCCGCGUCAUCGCUGCGCGUGCCAGCUGGCGGCGGCUCGGGACAGCGGUCUCGGAGUUUCGACUCGUCUGCCGCCGCGGCCAGCACCGGCGUGGCCACGGGUGACCGCGACGACCCGGGCGUCUACCUAGAGGUUCCGUCGUCCAAGCACCAGUUGUUCCACCGGCGGCGGUCGUCCGGCGAAAAGGUGCCGGCCGCCGCGGCUUGCGUGCACUGUGCCUAUCUGGAGGAGCUGUCCAAGAUGAACAGAUCGUCGUCCGGUGACGAGAACCAGAGCAGUCAGAGGUCGUUCACGUCGACGUCGGCCAGCGAGGAUAUGGAAGACGAGGACGACCGCGGUUGCCAGAUCACCGUCACCGUGGAGGCCGACCUCCCCGACGAUCUCGUGGCGGCGGCGGUCCGUUUGUCCAUCGCUGACGGCGGUCCCGCUCUGCCGUCGCCGUCCGAGUCGGCGGACGCGUGCGGCAAGAGCCCACUGACGCUAGAGCUGACGCCGCCGGACGAGUAUCUGCAGGGCAACCGGCGGCGGUCGAUCACGUCGCCGAAACUGGAACGUCAGGAGGCGUUUGCCGUCAGCGACGCGGCCGACCCGGCAGCCGUCCGUGACCUGUUCCUCACGGUUCCCGACCUGAAGCGCGACCGUGCCGCCAGCAUGGACUCGUGCUUCAUCAACAAGCCCACGCCCGCCGGAAAACCGGAAGAGGUGAUGCCCGUGUCACCCACCCAGUUGCUGCUCGAUCCCAACUGCGGACAGCCGGGCUGCAAUAACAACAUCCGGUCCAGGUCCGUGGACAUCGUGCUGCCCACCGACCAGCAGGCCCGAUACAAGGCGCUGUCCACCAAUAAUCAGACGUCUUCGCCGCCAUCGGCCGUACCCGCGCACAGGGUGCCGCCGGACAAGGGAGCCACCGGAACCGAUGGAAACGAUAAACUCUUAAAGAUUGUGCCCGAUUGGACGGAGGAAGCCGCCAACGACGAUCACCUGUGGUCCGUGACGUCCCACAACGUGGACUUCUGCUAUAUCGGCGAAUCCGAGUGCUCGAAACACGGAGUCCGCCUGAAAUGUUCGGGUUGCCGCAUAAUCGUGCACUCGGAAUGUCUGGGAAAUCUGCCGGAAGCGGCCAAGUGCAAGUCGAGCUUCAAGGACGACGGCGUGCGACAGUACAGGGAACACAAAACGGUCAAACACCAUUGGAUGCACAGGAGGACGCAAAAGGACAAGUGCUCGCAAUGCGGAAAGGCGUUCCAGUCGGUACUGUCGUUCAGUUCCAAGGAGAUCAUAGCGCUCACGUGCUCCUGGUGCAAGCUUAGCGUCCACAACAAGACCGCUUGUUUCAACGACACGAAAAUGAACGAACCUUGUUCUUUAGGUAAACAUAGUAAUAUAAUUGUGCCGCCGUCGUGGAUCGUCAAGUUGCCGCGAAAGGGCAACUUCAAGUCCAGCAUUAGAUCGCCGAAAAAACGAUCGUCCAAGAAGAAAACAAAAGACAAGGUGUGUACGCUUAUAUUAUAAUAUUACGUAGGUCCGAUAUAAUACCUUCUACCUCCCGAUACAUAUUAUACCAUGUUGACCGUUAACGUGGUAUAGGUAGAUAUAACCACGGUUGAACCUCGCGUGCCCGACCCGCAAAGCUGCGCGCAUUUACCCGUAUCGCUUGUAAAUUAUUAUUUACACCUUAUCUGCCCGUCGGUCGGCUCCGUUAACCGUUUGUUGCUGGGUCGAAACAAAACGUUACAGACUUUUAUAAAUUAACGUAUAUUGUUCUCGAGGAUCGCGUGUACCAUUGUUUUAUACUAUUAUUUUCAUACGCAUCGGGUAACGGACGUAUUGUGCACCUUAUAAUAGUUAAUUAAAACUGUACUUACAUUUUUUUUAUGGACAAAUGGUAUGAUAUUAUAACAAUGCGCGUUUUCCGUCGUUAGUUUCCGUACGUGUGGUACACACGUCAUACAAGUAUACAAUGCUGGUGGUACAACAGUAGGUACAUGGUACAUCUAUUACUAGCGCAGAGAUACCAGACACAGGUCUUGAAAAUUCAAAACUUCUAAUCCGACAGAAAACUUACAAAACUUAUAAUAAUCGCACGAUUCCUGCACAACUAGGUACACCUGAUGGCGGAAGCAAAUAAUAUUAUUAUUGUCAUAGUUCUACAACUUGCAUUAUUCACUUAUGCACUUGCUAUUGUAAUAUUAUCAUUACUGUCGGAAGUAGUUUAAUACAUAAAUGAAACAUACUACACUGGAUAUACCGCACCUAUGACAUGAAAUCAUUACGUCGCUCCUGACUUUGGUUUAUCGGUGUUUGGAAAAAUAGCUAAAUUGAUCAAGGUCAUAUAGUAUAUGUUUAACAUAAAGUUCAUAAAUUUUAAUAAAUUUACGUCUCCAUUGAAUUCAUCGAUACGUAGGUAGGUAUAUAUGGCUAAGUAGUAGAUGGCUAAAUAUAAUAAUUAAAGAAAUAUUUUAGAAAUCAUAUUCUUAUUUUUCUUCGCUCACAGCUAUAUUUUUAGAUUU